AGUCACUCCCUUUUGGAAGUCUGAGCCAUCAUGUUGGUCUAUAAGGUGACUGUGGGUCUGCUGGCCCUGCUGCUGGUCUGUUCUGUCCGAGCUGAGGAGGAGCCUGUUUUUGAGGACGCCUCUGCUGAUCUGUCUGUGGGAGAGCUGCUCGAAAGAGCCAACAGAAACAUCAUUCGUGACUUUGAUGAGCCUGAGCUGACUGAAGGAGACAUUGCCAUUGACAAUGAGAGGAAUGCUGAUCCCUGCACUUCUAGCGGCUGCAUGUGGCCCAAGUAUAGUGACGGCAAAGUUUAUGUGCCCUACGUCAUCGCCAACCACUACUCCUCCCGUGAGCUUCAGAUCAUCCAGCGUGGUUUGGACUCCUUCUCUUCCAUGUCCUGCAUCCGCUUCAAGCGCCGCUCCAAUGAGAGGGAUUAUCUCAGCAUUGAGUCUCGCGGUGGAUGCUACUCUUUCGUUGGACGCCGUGGUUAUGCCCAGACUGUGUCUCUGGACCGCAAUGGCUGCAUCUACCACAACACCGUCCAGCACGAGCUGCUCCACGCUCUGGGCUUCAACCACGAACAGACCCGCAAUGACCGUGACAACCACAUCCGUGUUGUCUGGGAGAACAUUAUUGAUAACAUGAAGCACAACUUCAACAAGAUCAACACCCUUAACCAGGGAACUCCCUAUGACUACAACUCAGUCAUGCAAUACCACAGAACUGCUUUCUCUAAGAAUGGUCAGCCCACCAUGGUCCCCAUCCCCAAUAGCAAUGUUGCCAUUGGCCAGGCAACUCAGAUGAGCCAAAACGAUAUCACCAGACUCAACAGACUCUACAAGUGCUAGACUGAUGAGUGCUGCAGAGACCCUGUCUUCAUAGUUGCCUCCUGAUCAAACUUCUCUGGGAGUUGAGAGAUACGCCUCUGUUUGUUGUGACACCAGUUCGAGGCUG
Molecule: messenger RNA, 934 nt
Organism: Pygocentrus nattereri (red-bellied piranha)
Lineage: Eukaryota; Metazoa; Chordata; Actinopteri; Characiformes; Serrasalmidae
Product: low choriolytic enzyme-like
Exons: 10
Coding region: 31-828 (265 amino acids)
Biological process (GO): proteolysis
Molecular function (GO): metalloendopeptidase activity; zinc ion binding
Source: RefSeq, a predicted model, not a curated record